AUGGCCUUGGGGGAGUCUGGUUCUCGAACCGCUACCCCGGCGCUCGCCCGGACAGCCCCCAACCCUUCUACCAGUUCCACGACGAGACGCUGGUCGACGAGUGGCAGUUCGGAGCGGUUCCCCGACCACAACGAGAUGCGGGCGUACUUCCAGUACGUCGACCGCAAAUGGCACGUCAGCCAGGACUACGACUUCGGGGUCGGGGUGGAAGGCGCCGCGUUCCAGGAGGACGGUCUCCUCUGGUCGAUCUCCCUGUCCGACGGGCGAUGCGUGACCGCGCGCUUCUUUAUCCCCGCGGUAGGGUUCGCAUCCACGCCGACCCUGCCCAAGAUCCCGGGUAUCGAGUCCUUCCAGGGCCCCCUGCGCCACACAGCCGACUGGCCGCACUCCGGCCUCGACGUGGCCGGCAAGCGGGUGGCCGUGAUCGGCACGGGGGCCUCGGGGGCGCAGGUGGUCGCGCGUAUCGCGCCCCAGGUCCAAUCCCUGACGGUCUACCAGCGGACGCCCGUGGUAGCGAUCCCAGCGUCUCCGGAGUCGGCCAAGGAUGCCAACUUGCGCACGGCCACCCCGCUGACGCCGGACGGCUCGCGCGCGGCCUUCCAGCGCACAAUGACCUCCUUCUCCGGCCUGGACUACUGCUUUCAGGACGCGGCGUCCGCAGCCGUCGGAUCGCCGCUGCGGGACCUGUUCAACCGGCAGUUUUACAAGGAAGGCAGCCGGGCGCUGGUCUGGAGCAACUUCACGGACGUCGUGGACGUGCGGGAGGCGCCCCUCACGGAGAUCACGCCGACGGGGAUCCGGAGCGGCAAGACGCACGUCGAGUACGACGUGAUCGUCUGCGCCACUGGAUUCCAGUCGAACAGUGCGGGGAUCGCUCGCCUGAACAUCACCGGCAGCCGCGGGGUGCCCCUGACGGAGGUCUGGAAGCACCGCGUCUGCUCGUACCUGGGCAUGACCGUCCCUGGGUUUCCCAACAUGUUCUACCUGUUCGGGCCGCAGGGCCCCACGGUCAAGGUGAACCUGCCCACGGCGAUCGAGUGCCAGGCCCAGUGGAUUCUGGCGUUCCUGAAAGCGCUUCGUACGGCGCGGGUGACCGGGUGCGAACCGACGCUGGCGGCCGCGCAGGCCUGGCAGGAGGAGUUGAGGGCACACUGGAAAGACACUUUGUACGCGAAGACAACCACCUGGGAGGCUCGCAAUGCCUCCAAUCAGCCGGAACCCCUUUGGAUCCGAGGGAUUCACAGGUACAACGAGGCGUUGCAAGCGUCGCAGGCGCUCAGCUUCCGCGGCUUUACCGAAUUGCAGCCGAAAAGAACCUCUGUGCUGUAG
Molecule: messenger RNA, 1329 nt
Organism: Aspergillus fijiensis CBS 313.89
Lineage: Eukaryota; Fungi; Ascomycota; Eurotiomycetes; Eurotiales; Aspergillaceae
Product: flavin-containing monooxygenase
Exons: 3
Coding region: 1-1329 (442 amino acids)
Source: RefSeq, a predicted model, not a curated record